AUGGACCCGCACGUGCACCUGCCCGCCGGCUCCAGCACGUCGCCCAUGAUCAACUACAGAAAAGACGCCAAAAAGGCAGUCAAAUUCACGUUCAUGGUCGCCGGCGAGCUGGGCACGGGCAAGACCACCUUCAUCAACUGCUUGUUGAACCGGCGCAUCAUGGCCCACGCAUACGAGGGCGCCCGGCCCGCGGACACCAAAACGUUACUGUUCACCCUGGCACAUGCCGUGGCGUUGCCCAACGCGUCGCUCUUGGCACGCAACCAGUUCGACGCGGCCGCGGCCGCAGACGAGCCCGGAAUCGCGUUGACGGAAACCAGCGUCGAGAUCUUGGACGACGUCAACGUGCGCUUGCACUUGAACAUCAUCGACACGCCCGGCUUCGGCGACAACUUGGACAACGAGAUGUGCUACGCGGAGAUUGAGAACUACUUGAAGCAGCAGUUUGACUCGGUGUUGGCCGAGGAGACGCGGGUCCGCCGCAACCCGCGGUUCGUGGACACGCGCGUGCACGUGUUGUUGUACUUCAUUGCGCCCACGGGCCACGGGUUGCGGGAAAUGGACAUUGCGUGCAUGAAGCGCUUGGCCCGCUACGUGAACGUCAUCCCGGUGCUUGCGCGCGCGGACUCGUUCACGGAGGCCGAGUUGCGCCACUUCAAGGCGCAGGUCAACACGGACAUCGAGCGCUUCAACGUGCCCACGUUCCAGUUCGACACGUUCUUGGACGAGUACGACGCGGACGCGGACGGCGACUUGAUUGCCGAGUGCCAGUUCUUGGCGCGCUUGCAGCCGUUUGCCGUGGUGGCGUCCGAGCAGGACUUCGAGAUCCGCGACGCGGCCACGGGCGCCACCAAGACCAUCAAGGCCCGCCAGUACCCGUGGGGGCUUGUGGACGUCAACAACCCGAAGUACAGUGACUUGCCAGUGUUGCGCUCCGUGCUUUUCGGCUCGCACUUGCAGGACUUGAAGGACUUGACCCACGACUUCUUGUACGAGACCUACCGCACGGAGCGGUUGAGCGAGGUCACGGGCAAGGAGAGCGGCUCGUUCAGCUCCACGCCGCGCUCCACGCCCGCCGCGUUCCCGGAGAUGCUGACCGCCGUGCCCUCGUUGCUGAACUUGGCCCAGUUGACCGCCAACGACACGUCCAUGCAGCUCGACUUCACGCAAGACGAGCCGGAGUCCGCGUCCGUGGCCUCCGCGCCGCAGAAAAAGAACCGCUCCAUGUUGUACGACGACGCCGACGACACCGCGUCGCUCGCCCCCGCAGACAACGCGUCCUUCAGCUCGUCGCGCUCCGCGUACCUGAACAUCUCCAGCCAACGGAACUUGGACUCCACCGACAAGCUGUUCAAGCGCAUGUCCAUUGCGCCGCAGAGGUCGCAGUUGAGGCAGAUCUCCGAGACCGUGCCCUACGUGAUCAGGCACGAGCGCAUCUUGGAGAGGCAGCAGAAGCUCGAGGAGAUGGAAAUGGUCAGCGCCAAGGAGUUGGAGAGCAGGGCGGCCAUGUUGGAGCAGAAGGCCGCGCUGUUGAAGGCCCGCGAGAAGUUGCUCUUGGAGAAGUUGGAGAUGUACAAGCGGGCCGAGGCGAGCAAGAAAGCCGCCAGCGCCGAUGACAACGACGACAACGACGACGACAACAACAAUGACGACGACGAUACCGUGCAGACCAACGGCGGCACUGCGUCCGUGGCGGACACCAACAACACCGAACAGUCGUCCGCAGGUGAGUCUGCGGCUGUCGACAAGUAA
Molecule: messenger RNA, 1752 nt
Organism: Metschnikowia bicuspidata var. bicuspidata NRRL YB-4993
Lineage: Eukaryota; Fungi; Ascomycota; Pichiomycetes; Serinales; Metschnikowiaceae
Gene: SEP7
Product: septin
Exons: 1
Coding region: 1-1752 (583 amino acids)
Biological process (GO): cellular bud neck septin ring organization; cytoskeleton-dependent cytokinesis; protein localization to bud neck
Cellular component (GO): cytosol; cell division site; microtubule cytoskeleton
Molecular function (GO): GTP binding; molecular adaptor activity; GTPase activity
Source: RefSeq, a predicted model, not a curated record